This is a messenger RNA of Alnus glutinosa, 2489 nucleotides long. RefSeq names its product diaminopimelate decarboxylase 1, chloroplastic-like. The transcript has 8 exons. Gene Ontology annotation, cellular component: chloroplast. The record is from RefSeq and is a predicted model, not a curated record. The coding region runs from base 895 to 2343 and encodes 482 amino acids. NCBI's taxonomy places the organism in Eukaryota, Viridiplantae, Streptophyta, Magnoliopsida, Fagales, Betulaceae. Gene Ontology annotation, molecular function: diaminopimelate decarboxylase activity.
AAAGCCCAAAGAAAAGGAAGCAAAAACAAAAUAGAUUUUGCAAAGAACCACCAGAUGGGUAUGGGAUUUUGUAGAAAAAAGUUUGAAAUUUUGUGACUCUUAACGGCCUUGGACCAUGUUCUUGCCUUCAUCAACCAAUCUUUAUGCCUUCAUCAACUCUAACAAUCACAUAAUUUCGGGUUAAGACUGGAAAAUGCAGAGAGGAAGUGAAAUAACAGAGGAGGAUUAGACUGUUUUAAGGGGGUAAAGAAUUGUGUCUAUGAGAGAGACUCUUCAAGGUUUUGAAGAAGUCUUGGACUGAGGCCCAGGCUGAGGCCCAGGCUUUUGAAGAAAUUUUGCAGAUGGCGUUGAUGUGAUUAUCAUCUCCAUGGGAGUUGAUGAUAUGCCAUUAGAAACUAAUCCAAUCGCAAUAGCGUCAUUUCGUGCUGUGAAGAAGGGUGUGGUGGUUUCGACUUCAGCAGGAAAUAAUGGUCCAGCCCUUGGGACAGUACACAACGGGUUUCGUUGGGUCUUGACUGACACGGUCGGCUCCGUUGAUCGUUGGUUCGUCGGAUAUCUGACUCUUGGAACCGGUGAAGCCAUUAUUGGAUGGACCAUGUUCCCAAGCAACACCUUAUUGCAAGACUUACCACUGGUGUAUGAUUUUCAUUUGGCAACAAUGGAGAAAAUGAAAAAGGAGAAGCAGUGAUAGGCGUGGACAAAAAUCUUGGAACAGAUCUGAACCCUUCAAUUUUGUAGUUAAAUCUGAGCCAUUCACUUUUUUUUACAGCAUGUGUAGUUAAAACUACAGCACACAAGCUGGAUCCUACCCAAACAUGCCCUAAAUGACCAGCAACCCCUAGUCACCACCAUAGUCAACUACUUCAGCAUUUGUCAGACAUUGUUUCUUCAUCAAUGGCGGCUACGUACUUCUUCUCCCACUCCCCAACCCUCCCCAAAACCCUAAAAUCCCCUCUAAACCAAAACCCAUUUUCCCAAAUUCCAGUUUUACCUCUCAAACCCACCCCAAGGCUGCUCUCCCUCAGAGCCGUCCUCUCCCAAAACCCCACCAAAACUCCAACUCAGACCACCCCAUUUCACCACUGUUUCACCAAAUCCUCAGAUGGUUAUCUCUACUGUGAGGGCCUCAAGGUCCAGGACGUUAUGGAGUCCGUGGAAAGGAGGCCUUUUUAUCUCUACAGCAAGCCCCAGAUUACCAGGAAUGUCGUGGCCUAUAAGGAGGCAUUGGAGGGGCUGAGCUCCAUUAUUGGGUACGCCAUCAAAGCCAACAAUAACUUGAAGAUUCUGGAGCAUUUGAGGCAGCUUGGUUGCGGCGCCGUGCUCGUUAGUGGCAAUGAGCUGAGGCUGGCUCUCCAUGCGGGGUUUGAUCCCACUAGGUGUAUUUUUAAUGGGAAUGGGAAAAUCUUGGAUGAUUUGGUAUUAGCUGCCGAAAACGGUGUCUUUGUUAAUGUUGAUAGUGAAUUUGACUUGGAGAAUAUUGUGGCAGCUGCGAGAAUUGUGGGCAAGAAGGUCAAUCUGUUAAUUCGGAUCAAUCCGGAUGUGGAUCCUCAGGUCCAUCCUUAUGUUGCCACCGGGAAUAAGAACUCCAAAUUUGGUAUUAGAAAUGAGAAGCUGCAAUGGUUCUUGGAUGCUAUAAAGGCACAUCCUAAUGAGCUGAAGCUUGCGGGAGCUCAUUGCCAUCUUGGGUCUACCAUCACCAAGGUGGACAUAUUCAGGGAUGCUGCGGUUCUUAUGGUCAACUACAUUGACGAAAUCCGAGCUCAAGGUUUUGAAGUUGAUUACUUAAAUAUUGGAGGCGGUCUUGGGAUAGAUUAUUAUCAUUCUGGUGCUGUCCUUCCCACACCCAGAGAUCUUAUUGAUACUGUUCGAGACCUGGUGCUUUCACGGAAUCUUAAACUCAUCAUUGAGCCUGGGAGAUCAUUGAUUGCAGAUACUUGCUGCUUGGUUAAUCGGGUAACUGGGGUCAAAACUAAUGGAACAAAAAACUUUGUUGUGAUUGAUGGCAGCAUGGCCGAACUUAUCCGUCCUAGUCUAUAUGAUGCUUAUCAACACAUAGAGCUGGUUUCUCCUGCUCCUCCAGAUGCUGAGAUCUCAACUUUUGAUGUGGUGGGCCCUGUAUGUGAGUCAGCAGAUUUCCUGGGAAAGAAUAGGGAACUUCCAACUCCAGCCAAAGGAACUGGUCUGGUUGUUCAUGAUGCAGGUGCUUACUGCAUGAGCAUGGCAUCGACUUAUAAUCUUAAGAUGCGCCCUCCAGAGUACUGGGUUGAAGAAGAUGGGUCGAUUGCCAAAAUCCGGCAUGGGGAAACAUUUGAAGACCAUAUAAGAUUCUUUGAAGGGCUUUGAAUGGUAUCAUAGGUUGUCUGUUGCUGUAGCCUGUAGGCUAAGAUUCUUCUGGUUUUCUCUUAAUGCAAGGUCUUCAUUAUUUGAGACUAGAUGUUGUGAAUUUAAAUAUUGUUUUGCAGCUGCAAAUUAUGUUUUCUUCAGCCUUA